Molecule: messenger RNA, 591 nt
Organism: Cinara cedri
Lineage: Eukaryota; Metazoa; Arthropoda; Insecta; Hemiptera; Aphididae
Source: the annotation of a GenBank genome assembly
AUGCUUCAUAAAGUACAAGUUAUAUUGAAUGAUCCAAUAUUAAAAAUACCUGAGGCAAUAGAAAUUCGAUGGUUAAGUCAUUAUAAAAUAGUUCAUGCAAUUAAACAGUCCUAUAUUGCUAUAGUUACUACUUGUGAACACAUUCAUCAAGACGGGGCGGAUUUAGCGUCUUUAGCAGGUGGAAUUUUACUAAGUCUCCGUGAAGAAAGUUUUAUAAUACUUUUGUGUAGAUUGGAUGAAAUAUUAGGCGCAAUUUCAAAUUUAAGCUUAACAUUGCAAGGUCCUAAAAUUGUUAUUUCAACUUUAACUACAUUAAUUAAAAGUACUACAUGUCAUUUAAAUAAUAUUUUAGAAAGUUCGAAACAAGAUGUUGUGAACAAAAUUAGUAUUAUUAAAAACGCUACAGAUAUUUCAAAUCAACUUAAUUCAUCGAGAAAAGACGAUUGUUUCAAAGAAACUUUAUCUUGUCUUUCAAAUUUUUUAGAACAAACCAUAAAAGAAAUGAAUUGUCGACUCAAUGAUACUGCUUUAACACUUAUUGAAGGAUGCUCAAUAUUUGAAAUUACAGAUCAUUUUCAAAUUCAUCAAUAA